AUGAAACUACUGGUGCUUCCCCUUCUCCUGGCUGCAUUCCGAGCUAAGGUAGAGGACACCCGGGAGUCUGACCAACGCAGUACCGACGACACCCUGGACCCGACCACAAGACACCAGGUUGCCGACAAGAAUAUCUGGGAAAGACACCCCGAGCUGUCAGUGUACCAACACAAUAUAGCUCGCCGCGAUGCUAACCUGAAUCCUGACUCCAUCUUGUCCUUAGACAAGGCUCUAGCUCCAGCUAAGAAGGUUGUCGCCCCCAACAAGGGACCAGCAUCCAAGAAAACCCCUGCCGCAAAGAACGGGCCUGUGCAAGGAGUCUAA
Messenger RNA from Clonostachys rhizophaga, 324 nucleotides. NCBI's taxonomy places the organism in Eukaryota, Fungi, Ascomycota, Sordariomycetes, Hypocreales, Bionectriaceae. The record is from the annotation of a GenBank genome assembly.